UAAAUGAAGCGCGUCUCCGCAUUAAGAAGGUAAGACGGCUUCCCGGAUUCUUUUUUUUUUUGUUGUUUAAUUGUAUUUCCCGGUGUUGCUUUUCUCCGGACUUCAGAUAGCUUUCGUUUCUCUUCUAACACACGCGGCACCUUCCCCUUCAGUUUCACUUUGGUGAGUGCCAACGCUGCCGGCACCUACGGCAUUGCGAUGGACUUCAGGCGCAUGCAUUGGAACUGCAUAACUUUUGAGCUUGAUUCAGUGCACUGACCCGCUGUAGUGAGCAGGACGCUAUACAAAAUAAAGUUGAUGCAGGACGAUGGGUUAACGUUCACGCCUCCCGUCCCCCCAUCCCUUACCAUCGAAAGCUCCGGGCUUCAGCUCCUGUGCCAGGUCGACUGGAGCUGGCCGUUUUCCAAAGAAGAAAACUUGCUUUUGCUCGUAAAAAACUGACACUCUCUGCAAACAAGAAUGUGGGCAGCCGAGUCGACGCUUACUCUCCUGGGCACGCUGCUGCUCCAGCUACCUGCAAAGGCCAGUGCUUCUGAAUAUCACAGCUGCAAUGCCUCCUGCAUCUGUGCAUCAGAUAUCUUGAGUUGUGUCAACAAAAGCCUGUACCAAGUACCCACCAACUUGCCCACUUCAACUACUGCAUUGGACCUCAGCCACAACAUGAUAGUCCAAUUGAAAAAUAGGAGCUUCUGGAAGCUUUCACGCCUUGAAAUGUUGCGGUUGGCACACAACCGACUAACUGACAUCUCUCAGGGGGCUUUCUUGAAUGCCAGUGGUGUGCGCCACCUGGACCUUUCAUCAAACAGGUUGCAGGUUGUGGAGCAGCACUACUUCCAGGAGCUGUGCAACUUAGAGGAGUUACUGCUCUACAACAAUCAUAUUUCACGAGUAGACAACAAAGCUUUGUCUUCUCUGACCAAGCUUCACAAGGCUUACUUCAGCUGGAACUUACUUACUGAUUUUCCAUUCUUCUCCAUCCAGCAGGAAAGUCACCCCCUGUUGACCACUUUGGACAUUUCAUCCAACCGGCUACUGGCACUACCAAUUGAGGAAGUGGCAGCUCUGCCAGUAAGCAUUAAAAACGGCCUCUUCUUGCACAAUAACCCGCUGAGAUGUGAAUGCACUCUGUACAGCAUGUUCCACCACUGGGAGCGGGAGGGAUUUAGCUCAGUGCAUGAUUUUCGCGAGGAACAUACAUGCCUAGCGUAUGGACAGACCCGUGCACAGAUUCGCUUCUUCCAUCAUGUGCGUAUCUUUGAGAACUGCACCUUCUAUGUUCCUGGGAUGCCAAACACCUCUCAAGGUAACCUGCAAGCAUAUGUGGGUGAACCACUGCACAUCAACUGUGGUACGAUCUUGCAUGGGGCACAUACAACCUAUCACUGGAUCUCACCCCACCGUGAGUUCAUUAUACCACCAAGUAACACCAACAAGACUAUUUACAUGUAUACCAAUGGCAGCCUGGAAAUAAAGGAAGCUCAGAUUGAAGACUCUGGAAUUUACAUCUGUGUGGCCAUCAACCGUGGGCUGAUGCGUAAUGAGACUAGGGAAGUGAAUGUAACCGUGCUGAAACGCCGUUCCCAUGGGGAAGGAUUCAAUACGGCAUUGACCACGUUGCUGGGCUGUGUGGUUACCUUGGUCCUGGUGGUCAUGUAUCUCUACCUGACACCCUGCUAUUGCUGCUGUCGCAAGCAGCCCUCUGCAAGUCCUACCAAUGAGUGCAGUGCUCAGUCUUCCAUUCUGACCAGCACACCCCCUGCUAGCACAGAGGGUCCUGGUAGAAAAAUUAGUGGCAAUAAGCAUGUGGUUUUUCUCGAGCCAAUUAAAGAAGUGCAAAAUGGGAGACUUAAGAUGAUGCUGGGAAGUGACAACUCACAACAAAUGCAGCACUUCAAGUCAGACUCAGACUCCAUUACAUCCCUUUACUCAGACUCUCCCAUGGUCCUCUAGAGUAACAUGAAGACUCUGCACUACAGGAUCACAGCACCAUCACAUCUGCCAAGUCACUCCUUUUCUAGCGCCUUUUACCUUCUGCCAUGACCUUAAGGCUUUACACGGUUCCCUGAUGCAACUUGUGCAGCACUUGACAGGGAGAAAAUGGCAUGCAUACACACUAGAGGCUUUGUUACAGCUUUGUGGAUCUGAACAGACUGUGCCCCAUCAAUUCACUCUGCGGAAAUAACGUCAUGCAAUUCAGCACCUGCAUAACCAAGCUAAAAUAAAUGCAAAAAUCAUUUUCAGACUGUGUUAACAUUGAACAGGCCGCUUUUUUCUAUGCUCUGCUUAAAUCUAAAAAUCCCAUUGUGGUGCUAGUAUUAGUCUGCAAAACUCUGCCUUCAUGCGUUGAGACUCUUCCUCCUGAAAUCAAUUCUCCGUACAGUGUGAGAGGUAUUUUUUUUUUCUCAAGUUACAUUUCCUUUCCAACAGAAAAUCAUAGAACACUAACUAAGAGCAUAAGACUUUUUAUUUCCAGUUCACAAGAAUAGCCGACUUUGCUAGUUUUAGGACCUUGAGCCAUUUUAAUGCUAUAAGAUUGCUGCACUGUGUUAAAGGUAUGCAGUACAAGUAGAAAUUUUGAAAUUCUAAUGCUUUUGCUUAUACUGGCACAGUUGACCCUAUAGAUGGCAGGGCCGACGUCUUGUCAGUACCAGCAUGUGCAUCACAUUUGUAGGAAUGUCAAUGAAAUGGUGUUUUCCAGUUUUAUUUUCGAGUAAAAAGAAAAACAAAUUAAACCAGAGUGACCACUAAAUGUGUGUUGCUCUUAAGCUGAGGGAAAAAAUCUAAUAAGCAGUCUUUUGAAUUGUGGGAGGAGCAGGAAGCACUCAGCCAGCACAGCUGCCAGCAACUAUUAACAUGGAAGGCUAAUGCACUUUGUUCUAAAGAAAUCCAGCAAAAGGCAAGGUGUUUGAAAAAUGUCAGCAGGAAUCUGUAGGGAAAGGUUACAGUCGGGGGAAAAAAAAGUACAGCAGGUGUAGUAAAUCCGAGUAAUGACAGGCCAUAGUGAGUGCAGGUAUUAAUUACAACCUCUCAUAAGACUUAUAUGAAUCUCUUUAAAAUAAUUAUUUACCUGCUCCUGCAUUAAAUCUGUAGAUGCAAAAUGAAUCUGUAGUAUAAAAUUUACCAAUGUGUUCAUUGUUGUUUUUGUCUAUUUAUUGGCAAGUAGACCUGACUUAACACAAGGAAUAUGCAUGAAAAAACCCACCAUGCUGUAAAAUAAUCCUGCACAUUUUAUAUGGAAUGAUUUUAUAUGGAAUGAAUAGAUGGAUAGGUAGAUAGAUAGACUGACUUUAUUAAUCUCAAGGGGAAAUUCACAAUUCACAGUAUUUAAGUAGUUAAACAGCACAGUGAAGUGCUUUAAAAAAACAAUAGUACAAUUGGUACUGUACUAUUAGUUGAAGUGACUAGCACAAAGUCACAUAAUGAACCUAUCCAUAAGUCUAUUAUAAGCCAGCUUAAUGAAAUAAAAGAGUCACAGAGGACUGAAGCACACCCAGGUACUACUGGGUCAAGGCAGGAACAAAACCUUGAGUGUGCACUGCAGUGUGAUGUAAACCUGUAGACAUCCACACACACUCACACCAUAACAUUUUACCAUCACUGAUUAGCUCAACAUGGCCAUCUUGGUUAUGUAGCAGGAAAAAUGUAUCCAGAGAAGAACCCUAACACAGGGAGAAAAUGCAAACUCCACACAGACAACGACUGCAGGAGAAAUAUAAUUGACAACCUUUUAAAUUACACUCCAGUGCUUUAGUUAGUUAGUAGGCUUCACUUCCUAAUAAAUGGAAGUGCAUUUGUCAUCUAGGAUUCUUACUUAACACUGGCAGAUUCUUAUUUUUAACCGGAUGGUUUUUAAAACCAUGACGAACUAUGACAUAAAAAAAUGUCCCCUUUUUAGAAACUCCUUAAAGGAGGAGUUCUCAAUCUUAAUCAAAGAGGGCUGCAGUGUUCACAGGUUGUCAUUCCAGCCAGUUUCUUAACUGAGAGACACAGGAGAGCUUCAGGACAGAGCCAAAUUUUCCCCUGGGUACAAAUUUCUUUUCUUUUCUCUCUGUCUGUCUGCCUUUCUCGCUCUCUAUCAAUUUAUCAUUGCUACUAAUACAACUUUGAUUUUUUUCCCCACUAGAUUAAUAUGAUUCACAAUCCUUAAUUGUUGCUUUAUCUCUUGUACAGCUGCAUUUCCAGUUUUUCAUUUCUUUUCCUAAAAAGCUGACAAUUAACAAUGUAACCCAAAUCACCAAUGUGACUACAGGUCACUUGCUAUCUUAGCUAUCUUUUCACAACCUUAUGUUCAUCUUUUAGUACAUCUCUCUAUUAUAAAAAAAAUCCUGGGAGAGAAAUAUGGAAGACGAGACGUGAUCUUCACGUUAAGAACACA
Molecule: messenger RNA, 4375 nt
Organism: Polypterus senegalus (gray bichir)
Lineage: Eukaryota; Metazoa; Chordata; Cladistia; Polypteriformes; Polypteridae
Gene: amigo3
Product: adhesion molecule with Ig-like domain 3
Exons: 1
Coding region: 460-1950 (496 amino acids)
Biological process (GO): brain development
Molecular function (GO): protein binding
Source: RefSeq, a predicted model, not a curated record